CCCAGUUUCUGUCAAAGUGCCGGUACGGUACGGAGGUGGUGUGUUGACUUGACGAGGCGAGGAAACGCCUAAGUUCUAACAAUGAAUUUCAGAGACGACGAAUUCGAAGAGGCCUGCCGUGAGUUAGAGAAUCCUGAAAUAAGCGAGUAUGAAUUUUUCGUUGAGUCUGCAGGUGUGCAGAUCUACAGAAAAUAUCGCGAGAAUUCUGGCCUGUACGAAUACAAAGUAUUUGGAACUUUGGAUGGAGUUGGACCAGAAGUUUGCUCUCAAGUUUAUACUGAUUUGGAGUAUCGUAAACAAUGGGAUGGAUACGUGAACAAGUUAGAGUGGUUCACAGAGGGCGACAAACAAGGCAUCUACUGGAGAGUGAACUUCCCAUUCCCCAUGUCAUCUAGAGAUUACGUGUUCAUUCGAGAAACUAGGGAGUUUGACAUUGACGGCCAGCAUAUAUGGGUGACUUUGGGCCGUAGUGCACCAUUUGAAUCGAAGCCCCCUAAGUCUGGAGUUAUCCGGGUGGAUGACUUUCUGCAGAGCAUGGUCAUUGCAGCCAAUGGGGACAGUGGCACGAAAGCAUUCAUGCAUUACUAUGAUGACCCAAAAGGAAUGAUUCCAACGUGGUUAAUCAACUGGGCUGCCAAGACGGGAAUUCCUGGUUUCAUAAAGACCAUGAGUGUGGCAUGCAAUGGCUACCCAGCUUACCUGGAGAAGACCAAGGCCAAAGAAGCUACUGGUAAAGAGACUAGCUAACCCCGCCACUGUAUAAUAGAAUAUAGCUAGUGGGCUUGUAAAAUAUGAAAAUUAUUGAAGUUGCUCUAAGUUAUAUACCACCUCAAGAACAAGGUAACAAGCACGGUUUGGGGUAUUACAGAGCAUUUAUUCUCGAUAGUAAUGACAGGAAACAAGAAUCCCCGGACAUGUAUCACUUUCUGAUAAUUUUUGUCUUCUUUUGUCCAUACUUUGGCAAAAUGCAACAUUUGGCUAACUUACCUCUGAUAUAAAAAUGGCACAGAAUGCAUUCAUGGAACUGCCUGUUUUUGGAUUGUUAAACCUAACCAAAGAAUUCACAUUAUUGUAUACCACUUCAAUAUUUUGAUUUCUUCCAACCUCGUGGACUGGUGUACUCAAUAGCAGCAUAUGGCUCAUGCAUGCAAGUAAUUUUUUUUCUAUUUUUAGAAGCAUCUAUGUUCAAGAGUUUGCAUUAAUAUUCUCAGAUUUUAGUCACAGUUACAUGAAGAAAACAAGAAAUGAAAUGAAAAAAAAUGCAGAUGGGAAGUUGGCAUUUUUAAUACAGGUUGUAGGGAAAAAGCCCCUAUCAUUGGACACAGAUUUUUAAUGUAACUUCCAUACAGCCAGCUUUCCAAAUGAAUUGCCAUCAUGUUAAAUUCAGUCACAUUGAUCAGGAUUCUUCCACUAAGGGAUAAGUUUUUCCUUACAAAUUAUAGGGCUAAUCAUGUCCAUGUCAUCCAGUGUGUGAUAAGACCAUACCCUUAUGCUAAUUCUGCUACUUGCAACUGGAAAAGUGACAAAGAGCCUGUAAUGGAUGAAAAGUCUGAUAAACUACGAGAUACGUCAAGGUUAAGAACCUAACAAUCAAAACUAAAACGUGCAUUUGACAAUGCCAAUGAAAUUGACUCAAAUAGUUUAUUAAAUGUUAUGUAAUUAUUCUGAAUCUGAUUUUUACUUUACAUAGUGAUAUUAAUGAUGUCAUGUUUUACACUUGGUGUAUUCUUAGUAUGGUUUUACUUGUAUAAAAUUAAGGAUUUGUGGUCACAUCUGCUGCAGAUACAUGUAUUUCAAAGCUUGAUACUUUAAGAAAAUACAUGUACACAGCUUAAGUAUUUUCUUUUCGGGGGGGGCUGGGGUCAUAACACCUUUUUGGUCUAUGCAAAUUAGAUGGCCUUUCUAUUCAGUACAUUCAUGUGUAAUUCUAUUGUACAUUGUCUACUGACCAGAAGUGGAAUACGGUCACAAAAAGGAGAACAAAAAGGAGAAAAUAGAAAAUAUUCCAUUGUUCCAAUUUGGCAAAUAAGUUUGUGUUGAAUAGGUUCACAAUUUCACUACUUAUUUUAUACCAGAGUAGCCUUUCAAUGGAUGCAAUCUAAGUAAAUGUAUUACUAUAUAUAAAAUGCUGUGCAUUUGUUAAUGGUCAACAAUUUUAGCUAAUUUUAGGGACCAUUUUCCAAGGUUUGGGUAUAGCUAGCAAUGGAAACGUUUUAAGGACUAUUUUAUCAUGGAAAUAUGUUGAUAUAAAAUUAAACCACGACUUAAAUCAUCGACUUGUGAAUAAAGAGAUGUGACACUGAACAAUGUACUCUAUGUACAGCUAUAGGUACUUUUCCCAGGCACAUUUUGUAAGAUACGGACCUUGUAUGCCAGUCUUAUGCAAAUUGAUAGAACUUUCAUCUGAUGUGAUCUUUCACAAAAAAGGUUGGAACAAGGCCUGGUACUGCAAUUAACACUACAUACUUCCACAUACUGAUAAAAUACAAAACAGACUGUA
Molecule: messenger RNA, 2500 nt
Organism: Acanthaster planci (crown-of-thorns starfish)
Lineage: Eukaryota; Metazoa; Echinodermata; Asteroidea; Valvatida; Acanthasteridae
Gene: pctp
Product: phosphatidylcholine transfer protein
Molecular function (GO): phosphatidylcholine binding; phosphatidylcholine intramembrane carrier activity
Source: RefSeq, a predicted model, not a curated record